AAGAACAGUUAUAAUUUGUUUUAAGAAAUUUGUUUUGUGUCAAUACCGUGUACACUUGCUAUUUUCAACAAAAAAAAACUGAGGCAAGAUAUAUGAUAAUUCAUCUCCGUUGAGCUCUCGUAUAUGCUGAGUGUUUAAUAACAGUAACUAGUGCCAGAAUUUUUUAGUGUGAAAUAUCGUCUCACUAUUGAGUAUCAGAUUUUCUUGUCUUACACCAACUAUUAAGUAAGAUCAAAACUAAGAUUUUCAAAUUCAUGUGCCUACUUCAGCACGCAUUUGACCAUAACAUAUAUUAGUUGAUAAACUGCCCCACUAUGGAAAAUGAAGAACAACCAUUAAACAUUAAAGCGGAGCACAUAUCCUCCGAGAUUCUUGAAAAUGAUCAGACGAUGGAAAAUAUUUCUCAAGUGGAUGAUUUUUUGUGUAUAUCAUCAAACGAUUUGUUAAUAAUUUCGGAGGUAAUUUCUGGGAAAGAUCAUAUCCCGGCUGAAAGUGGACCAAAUGAAACGAAAUCGCAACUAGCUGAACAUGUCUUGAGUUGCAGUGAAGGCAGUUCUAAUCUUUCUAAGGAGCAAGAACAGAUUUCGACUGAUGACAAAGGUAAUUUAACGACCGCAGGUGAACUCCAAGGCAUAGAGGCAAUAGGAGACAACGAUAUUGACAACUCUGCCAAGUACGUUAAAAAUCCUUUUGCCGUGGCAAAAAAACGAAAAAAUAAGAAGAACGGUAGCAAAAAUCAGAACUGCGAUGGCCAAGAUUUGGACAAGCCUUCCGACUUAGUAGAUACACGAAUACUUGUUAAACGUGAACUCCUGGAUGAGUUCACUACCUCUGCUAAGAAUUUAAAUUCUAAAUUAGACACGCCGCUGAUGUUGAGGGGUGUUACCAAAAACAGUUUAUAUUUGAAUAAUCAACCACAAUCAGAAUUAUUGGUCGCUCCAGAUGCGGAAAAUAAUGACAACAGAUUGGAAUGUUUAAAUUACGAACCAUCGAUAGUCUCACCAAACGCAGCAUCAAAUACUUCACCAUCGAUAGUCUCACCAAACGCAACAUCAAAUGCUUCACUUGGUUACCCAAACAUCGAACAUGAAGAAAUUGAAUUAACUAUAAUAAAGUCCGAAUAUAUAGCCAGUGAAAUCCCUUUCGAUGAAAACGCCUACAAAGAGCAAAUGGCAAUCACAGACACUUCAAAACUUGUAGGAAUUCCAGAGGAAUUCUCAGAUAAACAUUCAAGCGAAAUUGCGAUUGAAUGUGAUGGGACGGAAACAUCGAUUAACUGCGACAGCAAUUAUAUAGAAAGUGAGCCAUCUGAAUUAGAUAUUGGAAUACAUGUUGAACAUGAACUCCCCGAAGAAUUCACUACAUCUCGUGAGACAUUUAAUUCCCAAUACGAUCCAGUGCUAAUGUCAAUGGCAACAAUUGAAAAUUGUUCAAAUUUCAAUAGUCAACCACUAGCAGUAACAAUGAUCGCAUCAAAUGUUGCAAAUAAAGGCGAAAACGUUGAAAGCUUAAAUUAUCAGUCAUCAAUUGACACACCAAACACAUCAACCGCACCAGAAACAACCAAUUUUUUAAGAAUUGCGGAAGUGUUUUCCGGAAAACAUGCUAGAAAAAUCGCUGCUAAAUGUGAUGAAACGGAACUAACGAGUAACUGUGACAACAGUAACAUUGAAAGUCAGCACUUUGAGUAUGGUGUUGUUUCACAUAUAAAAUGCGAAUUGCCUGUGGAAGCCAAUAACGAAGAGCAUGAGCAACAUCAUAUUGCGAAUGAGUCAAUUAUAUUUGGAAGUGACAUUCAAAUACAAUCAACGCCUAACUGUGUUGAAAAUGUAUCAGAAAAUACAGAUACUCUUACUCUCGAAAAUCAACAAAAGGCGACGAAGACUCAAAUACCUCAUGAAUCAAAAGAUAAAAAGCAGCACUCAGAACCUCUGAGACGAGAAUAUUCGAAGCGACGAAAACAGAAUAAGAAAAUCAAGGGAGAAUAUUUUAAACAUGUCAAACCCGAUACAACUGUUGAAAAACGUCAGACCCGUCAAAAUCGUAUGAAUUUCAGUUUGAAUGAAUUUCCACAACCCCUUAAAUUGGAAACAAAUGAUGGUGAAAACAAAAAAGCUAGAAAAGCAAACGAAGACAUUGAUGUAAAUUUGCCCCGUCCCAUAGUGUUGAAAAAGGAAACGAUGAAGUAUGACAUUAACCAGCCUCAAACAUAUAAAACUGUUUCACUUCAGCCUAUAGUUAAGAUAAAACGGUUGAAUGUGAAUAGCCAUAGGCAAAUUAAAUUUGGAAAUAAGGGAAGAUCAUCACGGGCAGUUGAGGCGAUGAAAAAUAAUUCUAAACAUAAGGCAACCAGUAUUAAUGCUGACUUCCAACGUUUUGUCAUUCCAAAUCCAGUGCAUGAUCGCCACUGUGCUUCGCAAACUGCAUCAUCCUCGCGACGUGAUAGUGGUGUUUCUUCUACCUCACGUAACUCCCGAAUGGAUGAUAAUAUUUUACUUGAGAUUGCUGCUGAGCGAGCUUUCAUCAACCACCACUUGACACAUUUUGGUUAUUCCCCAAUACAAUUUGAUUUGUACAACGAUGAACACAAUUUGUUAAAUUUUCUCCAAUAUCUGUUCGGUGAAUUGGUAGUAGACGAUAAAUAGAGGAAUAACUGUUUUUAAUGAAUUAGUUAUGUUUUUAUUUCUUUUAUGUGGAUUUUUGACAAUUUUUAUUUUUUGUGCGUUUUUUUAAAGUUUAAGUGUUUUGAAUGAAAUUUUAUGUAUCCUUUAAUUUUAAUGUUAAUCUGUGUUAAAAAUGCAGUCUAUAGUUUUUCAUCUACAUCUUUAUGAUACGAUAUACCUGUCUCGUACUACACUACAAAACAGUUUCAAAUUAAACUUUGACUAAAAAAAAAAUAAUAAAAAAAUAAAGCAGAGCUUUAAUACAAAA
Messenger RNA from Stomoxys calcitrans (stable fly), 2931 nucleotides. RefSeq lists its product as uncharacterized. The record is from RefSeq and is a predicted model, not a curated record. Bases 315 to 2645 code for a protein of 776 amino acids. Lineage: Eukaryota; Metazoa; Arthropoda; Insecta; Diptera; Muscidae. The transcript is spliced from 7 exons.